GAGGGGCGUGUCUGCCCUUACCGCAGAUUCUGCAAGGAAACAAGAUGCUCACAAGCCAGCCUUAGCUCCAUCCCUCGACUCCAUCGUUUCACGAUGGCCGACCCGCAGACGAGGAACUACCUGCUGCUCCUGGUGGGCUGGAUAUCGCUCUACCUCAGCCAGCGGACGGUACCCUCCACCACCUCCCACCUCCAGACAGGCGCCUCUUUCUCGGUGGAGGACGUCGGCUCUCUCCUCUCCUGCUUUGCCGUCACCUACGCCCUCACCAAGCUAGCUAGUGGGUUCCUCUACGACCGUCUGGGCCUGAGUCCCAAGCUGCUCUUCUGCUGGGGUCUUGGGACAGGAGGAUUUCUAUGUCUGCUGUUCCCUGCAACUGCUAAGACUAGUAUCUCUCUCGCGUGUCUUUUAUGGCUAGUGGUAGGGGUCUUCCAGGGGUUAGGCUGGCCGGCUUGUGCCCAGAUGACCAAGCAAUGGUACAAGUCCUCACAACUGGGCAAGAGAUACUUGAUACUGUCUGCUUCGUCUAAUGUUGCUGCUGCUAUCAUUCCUAUCCUCUCUGCAUACAUGGCCACUGCUGUGGGCUGGGAAUCCAUCUAUUACCUCCUGGGGACCAUUUGCAUACUAUUUACUCCUUUCCUUGUCAUGGGUAUAAAAUACCAUCCUCAAAAAGGGGAUGAAAAGAAAGAUGAAAGCUUUAAUAGCCACGAAGAAGUAAAGGAGAGGACAGAAAAAUACCCUUGGUAUAGAGUGUUCUUGUUCAAGGAGUUUUGGCUGGUGACGGUACUCAAUGCCACGGCCUGGACAGUGAAGGCCAGUGUCAUAGAUUGGAUGCAGCUAUAUCUCAUACAGCACAUGGACCACUCUCAAACCAUUGGUAUGCAUGCACCUUUACAACCAAGGAAAACCUAUACUGUAUUUUCCACACUGGCUUGUAUUGCUCUUUUAUGUUGCAAUUCGAUAGCUGCCCAAUGCACGGCUGUGAGUGAAGUUGGUGGUCUUUUGGGGAAGCUCUUGUUUGCUGUCUCAUCAGAUUAUCUUAUUAGCAAGAAAUUGCUGAUUCGCAGGGGUCUCUGUCCCAGAGCACCGGUCCUGCUAGUGUUGGCUCUUCUUCUUUUCCUCUCCACUCAUCUCUAUUCCUACCACGUCUCUCAAGACUCAACAACAGUGAGGGAAAUAGUGUAGAGACUUUUGCUGCAUGUCUACCACAUUCUCUGCAAUAAUUAACCAAAAAAUGUCAUGUACAGUUGGUUGGCAAACACGGCACACUAUACCCAAAUUAUUUGCGAAAGCAUUCUUUCAUGGUUGUGUAAUGUCUAAUGUCCUUGGCUCUGUGUGUUGGAGCAGCUGUGGUUGAUGGUGGUGUUGUUUGGAUUUGGAUUCUCAGCCGGAGGGAUGGUGGGUAUGUGCAGUCUCUCUCUGAUGGAGAGUGUGCCUCCUCCUCUGUCAGCCACUUCUCUUGGCAUCGGAGACUGCCUCACUCAUCUAGUGGGUCGCUCUCUGUUGGGCUACACAGUGUUCAGCUAUGUGGUCAACCACUCAGACUGGGGCUGGAGCUCAGCAUACAGACUGACUGGGACUCUGGCCCUCACCUCUACUGCCACUGCACUGCUGCUGGUGCUCUCUCCUCAUUCCACAGCACACUCCCAAUCCCCUCACAAGAAUAAACACCACUGACAAAAUAUCUUGUGCAAAUUUUACAUGUGUCUGGAACAUGUCUUAUUUUUGUACAACCAAUUGAGUUUAUCAUGUGUGCCUGGAAGACACUUUUUGCCAAGGGUAAUAAUUUAUCAAGUUUACUG
Molecule: messenger RNA, 1799 nt
Organism: Geodia barretti
Lineage: Eukaryota; Metazoa; Porifera; Demospongiae; Tetractinellida; Geodiidae
Source: the annotation of a GenBank genome assembly